AUGAAUACCAUCGUGCCAGACGUGUUGAAGCAAGGCGCGCAGGAGGAUAAGGGGGAAAUCGCGAGGUUGCAGUACUUCGUGGGGGCUAUCGCCGUUGGAGACUUGGUGAAAAGCACGCUGGGACCAAGGGGCCUAGACAAAAUCCUCACCCCCUUGAAUAUAGAAGGAGCCAGAAGCCACCAGCACACAGUGACGAAUGACGGAGCAACCAUUCUUAAGUCAGUAUGGUUAGAUAAUCCAGUGUCGAAAAUAUUAGUAGACGUGAGUAUGCAACAAGACAAUAAAUGUGGAGAUGGAACGACAGGAGUUGUAGUCCUCGCCGCAGAGAUGCUUAGGAAUGCAGAAAUAUUAAUUGAAAAUAAAAUACACCCACAAAUUAUUUGCGAUGGAUUCCGCAUGGCACUUGAGACGGCGAGAGAUGCAUUGGAAAAGUCGUGUUUCAGUCACGACAUAAAUUCAGAGCAAUUUAAGGAAGACAUGUUGAAGAUUGCCAGAACCACACUCUCCUCCAAAUUGUUGACACAUGAAAAGGAACACUUUGCGCAACUAGCCGUAAAUGCAAUUCUACGAAUAAAAGAAAAUUUAAACUUAGAUCUAAUUCAAAUAAUAAAAAAAACCGGAGGAACUAUUAAAGAUUCCUACCUGGAAGAGGGGUUCAUUUUAGAAAAGAGAAUUGGCAUUAACCAACCGAAGAGUCUGACAAAAUGUAAUGUCAUGGUAGCCAAUACACCAAUGGAUACAGACAAGGUAAAAAUCUAUGGAACAAAAGUAAAUGUCAACAGUUUUGAAGAUAUACAAGAUUUAGAAAAUGAAGAAAAAUUGAAAAUGAAAAACAAGGUGGAAAAUAUUAUUGCACAUGGAUGUAAUGUUUUUAUUAACAGACAGCUAAUUUAUAAUUAUCCUGAGCAAAUUUUUCGGGAAAAUAAUGUGAUGACAAUUGAACACAGUGAUUUUGAUGGAAUGGAAAGAUUGGCUAGCUGUUUAGGAGCAGAAAUUGCCUCUACAUUUGAGAAGGAUCUGAAUAUUAAGUUAGGAUAUUGUGAUAAAAUUGAAGAAGUUAUUAUAGGGGAGGAUAAAUUAAUUCGAUUUUCUGGUUGCAAAAAAAAUGGAGCAUGUACAAUUAUUUUGCGUGGUGCAUCUUCACACAUUUUGGAGGAGAGUGAAAGAUCUCUACAUGAUGCGCUUGCUGUUCUAGCAGAAACGAUGAAGGACAAUCGAGUUGUCCUUGGAGCAGGGUGUACAGAAAUGCUCAUGAGUAACGCCGUGGAUAAUUUAGCCAGGACUGUAGAGGGCAAGAGAAGCUUGGCUAUCGAAGCCUUUGCAAAGGCCCUCAGACAAAUCCCCACCUACAUAUUAGACAACGGAGGAUUUGACAGCUCAGAAAUUGUUAGCAGAAUAAGAGCUCAACAUACCAAGGGAAAUGUCUACGCCGGUAUCGAUAUCAACAAUGGAGAUGUGGGCAAUGUGAUGGAGCUCGGAAUUUAUGAAUCCUACAAUUCAAAGUUAUCUCAGUUGACCUCCGCCACGGAGGCCGUCGAGAUGAUUCUGCGUGUGGAUGACAUUAUUAAGUGCGCGCCUCGUAAGAGAGGUGGUGUAUAA
Messenger RNA from Plasmodium knowlesi strain H, 1599 nucleotides. Its product is annotated as T-complex protein 1 subunit beta, putative. Lineage: Eukaryota; Apicomplexa; Aconoidasida; Haemosporida; Plasmodiidae. Bases 1 to 1599 code for a protein of 532 amino acids. The transcript has a single exon. Gene Ontology annotation, biological process: protein folding. The record is from RefSeq and is a predicted model, not a curated record. Gene Ontology annotation, cellular component: chaperonin-containing T-complex; cytosol. Gene Ontology annotation, molecular function: ATP-dependent protein folding chaperone; ATP hydrolysis activity; ATP binding.